Molecule: messenger RNA, 3201 nt
Organism: Neurospora crassa OR74A
Lineage: Eukaryota; Fungi; Ascomycota; Sordariomycetes; Sordariales; Sordariaceae
Exons: 2
Coding region: 53-1843 (596 amino acids)
Source: RefSeq, a predicted model, not a curated record
GAAGCUUUCCUCUCUCUCGGGGCUUUCUGGUCCUCUCUUUUUCCGAGUGUAAAUGCCCUCGUUCUCCUCCACCGCCGCGCUCCGGUCCGCCCUACCAGUUCUCAUCACCGGCUUCAUCUCGGCCUGCGCCAACGCUCUUUUACUUCGUGAUAGCCAUCCAUUGAACAUCCACACGGCUACCGUCGUCGCCAGAAGAACGACUCGCUUUCCCACCGCAACAAUUACAAACACAGCCCUCCGACAGGCCUUCCGGCAGCUUUGCGAUCGACAUCGACAUCGAACCACUCGCACUCGCCGCCCCUGCGCCCCCACCAUCACUCCCUAUCAUCCACCAAACAUCAACACAACAACAGCAACAGCAACAGCACAUUCGUUUAUCAUCACUGCUACUAUUCAUCAGAAAGCCAGAUAUUCAGGACCAAUUCUUAGCAAACUUCGACGGGACGAGAAUUCCCUCGUCAUGGCACACAUAAUAUCACCUCAGAGCAGCUUUGGUCAGAUCACAAUGCAGUCCGCCUCUCUUCCCCGCCGAACUUCUUCUCUACGAUCUCGCGCUCGCCGUGGGAUAAGUACAGAUGAAACCGAGGCUCGACACAUACCGGAGGAAGCCAUUGCCACAGCUCUCGCCCAUGCCGACGACCUGACUGAGAACCGCUCUACACGAUCAGCUUCCACAGCGUCCCGAACCACACAUCGUCUUUCCCUGACACUUCCGAUCGCGCCGCCGAACCCUAAUCCCUCGCGACCCAUACCGACCUCGACGACCACCGCCUCUUUUCCAUCAACCCCUUUAGAUACCCCAGCAUUAACGUCGCCCGCCGAUAUCAAUGACUUUAUCACCGCCAUUGCAGCACAAGAGCGCCGUGUUCUUGAGCUCCGCGAAGAACUUACUCGUGCCGAGUCGGAUUUGGCCCAGCUGAAAAAGCAGUGGGCGACCUAUGAAGCUUACAAGAAACGAGGUGAAAGGCCGUUGCGUCCCGUCGGUUUGGUCCCGACUUUCCAAGAUGAGGAGGCAACAAAAAGGGCCGUGGAACUCGACAGAAGGAAAGCAUUGCUACAAAGCCUACAGAACCAAAAUCAGCCACUUCCCGAGAAUGGGCGCCGUCGUAUAUUUCAAGGAGGACAUGCACGCACGCUAUCAUUGCUCUCACCUACAAAACCAAGUAGUGACUUUCCUGGACGCGGUGAUGGAUCAGAAAAUAGUCGCAAUGUUGCUUUCAGCCCGACAUAUCGGCCAAAACAUCAAUCUUGGGCCCCCCAAUCCACAUCACAAACUGUUGGGGUUAAAGGAAUUGCCCAGGACCUCAGGAUGGGAUUGUGGACUUUCAUGGAAGAUCUGAGGCAAGCUACCGUAGGAGACGAACCCGUCACCGGACAGGGCAUGUACAUGAGAGGCGCGGACGGCAAGUUGAGUAUGACGCCCAUGCUGAAGAGCGGCACGGCUUCCUCUAGCCACACGGGAGGGCAAGAUGGAUUCAGGGCAUCCGGUCUGAACACCCCGAGGAACCGAUCUUCUAUAGCAUCCGACUGGGCACCCGCCGUGCCCACAUCACGGUCCACCAGCCCUCCGAAGAAAAGUCAGGAUUCGACGGCCGAUGAGUCGCUGAAAUCUCCGUCGCGACCAGCCCCAGCACUGAUGCGAUCCAAAACAGAUGCAUCCAGGUCACCCAAGCGAUUUUCUUGGACUCCCCUGGCGAUGGACUCGGUGGACGACAAUGAUUGGUCAAAUUGGGAACCUACAGGUACUGCAACAUCUACAAGAUGGAGUGGAACCACGGUUAACGGCGACAUCAUUCCAUCAACAACCUCCGAAAAGCGAACUGAGAACGACAAAUCUGUGUAAGGGCAAUCCAUUAUUUUCUCUUACUCUCUCCCAUCCUACAUGGGUACCAUAUCCAGCCGUAUGUAUACAUGUCCCAGUUUGUUUUAACAGGGCCAUCAAAUCCACCAGAAAUACGAGCCAAUACAUAUCACUUCUUCUAUGAGUAGUGGAUUAUGAUUCAUGAACGGCAUAUCAUACCUUCUUCUGCCACCCAUCCAAUAUAUUUGAAAAAUUCAAAGAAGAAGAAACAGAAGUCCUCCAGUUCGGGCAAGCAACUCGUUGCGGCCGCCUCCGGCCACUCUCCUGCACUAGUGACUACGUCGACCAAUACCAUGCUUGAGGAUCCCUUCCCAUCAAUCCCCACCAAACUCAGGCCGGACAACUUGAACAAAACAGCCGAUUACUGCACAAAGGAGUGGGAGCAGAGGUCGCCGCUGCCAUGAAUGCACAAGCAGCCUCAGCUCCCGGGCCGCCUAUGCCAUUGACACCUCGAUGUCAAAAAAAUAAGGGACGUAAGGGCAGGUAAUCAGGCCACUGCGACUGAUCAAAACGCUUACCCAAGACCACGACCAUCACGACGACGACACGAGAAUCUUCCAAUUGUUGAUAUGAAAACGAGUAUGAAGCCGUGUAAAUAUCAUCCAGUAUACUUACGACUACACAACUACCAAUCGAACCUUGGGCACGCUCUCGCCUUUCAAUCUAUCAACGGGAUUUACGGAACCGGAGCUGGGACAAGACUCGUUGGACUGAUUGAAGUCAGGAUCGUGAACCACCACCACUGCCACCAACAAAACAUCCCGAAGGAUACAAAUCCAUGCUCAUGCUCGCGAUUCACGUUCCAACCAAAUCGACGACAGUCAUAGCCGGGCGGAACCCGGCAGUUUCUCCCAAGGAAGAAAGAAACAGCUAGGAGGAAGGGGGAAUGGGUACACACCAGAACCUUGGAGCCGGUGAGGAGGAAAUCGCGUCGGGCGACAGACUUAGUAUCAACCCAGUAAUUGGGUUGGGAUUCGACCAAAGCUCGCCAGAUUGGAUGGCAACCAUGAUAUUAGAUCUGGUGUGUUGGGAAUAUCUGGGUGUAGGAGGAUGGAUGGAAUGUGAAUCUCCAUGUUGCUAUCUAUCUUAUCUCGGUCUCUGCGAGCCCGAAUUUCUUGUAUCACCACCGCUACCUAGAUACUGCAACGAUGGACAUGACUAGCACAUUGAAUAAGAUCAAUGACGACGUUGACGAGUGCAACAUCACUCACUUAACUCAACCCAGAGACUGCUCGAGCCCUUUAACUACCGUGAUUAGAGAGGGCUAUCUAUAUACAAGGUUGAAUCAAGCCAUGAAUCAAGCCAGAAGAGGCAAGCAAGGGUAUAUACAUAUGAUCAAG